GUCACCUGCCUCGAUAUUUCCGGCGGCGGAGGGCUUGGCGUGUCCACCAGCACGGACGGCACCAUGAAAAUCUGGCAGGCUGCGAACGGAGAAAUCACAAGACUUCUGGAAGGCCAUGUGUAUGAUGUGAAUUGUUGCAGGUUUUUCCCGUCGGGCCUCGUGGUUCUGAGCGGGGGAAUGGACGCCCAGCUCAAGAUCUGGUCGGCGGAAGACGCCAGCUGCGUCGUAACCUUCAAAGGUCACAAAGGAGGUAUUUUGGAUACUGCCAUUGUGGAUCGAGGGAGAAACGUCCUUUCCUGCUCUAGAGACGGCACCGCCCGGCUCUGGGACUGCGGGAAAUCCGCCUGCCUGGCUGUCGUGGCCGACUGCGGCUCCCCUGUCAACGGCAUCGCCGUGGGCGCCGCCGACAACUCGGUGAACCUGGGCGCUCCCGAAAAACCUCCCAGUGAACGUGAGAUCGGGACGGAAGGGAAGAUCCUGCUGCUGGCUCGGGAAGACAAGAAGCUUCAAGGAGUGGGACUGCAGAGCAGGCAGCCGGUGUUCCUCUUUGUGGGAUCCGACGCGUUCAACUGCUGCACGUUCCUCUCGAGUACUUAUUUCCUAGCGGGGACUCAGGAUGGGAACAUCUAUCAGCUGGAUGUGAGGAACACAAGCGCUCCAAUCCAGGUCAUUCAGAGAUCGGGAGCGCCAGUGCUUUCUCUGCUUCCCUACCGGGAUGGAUUCGUGGCCAGCCAAGGUGACGGAACCUGCUUUAUCAUCCAGCAAGACCUCGACUAUGUCAUCGACCUCACCGAAGCUGACUGUGACCCUGUGUACAAGGUGGCUUCUUGGGAGAAGCAGAUUUAUACGUGCUGCAGAGACGGGGUAGUGAGGAGAUACCAGCUUUCUGACCUCUAGGUGUUGUGAGCACUGAAUAGCAGAGAGAUGUGCUGGAGUCGCUGUUCCAAGCUUAUUUUCCUGUGCGGUGCGUGUGAGAUGUGUAAAUAGAAGUGUCUGAGGCUGUUGUGAUGACCAGGCUGUAAAUAGAGAGGGUUUUUGGUGGGAGGGGGAUACCUGUUAGAACACAGCUCUGUUUUUUCUGUGGGAAGUGGCUUUGAGGUGUUAGGUUCUUGACAUCACGUUGUUAUUAUUUUUUUUUUUAACCAUUGUUAAAAACUGCAGUUCCUGAGGGGAGGAUUAAACUGGGCUUGGGCGCGAUGGCCAUGAUUGUGCUGCGGUAUGGACUGAAAUAAAGCAACUGCUUUGGUAACGUGCGUGGGGAACAACAUUUUUGUGAGAAUUUUAAAAAUAAAAAAGAAUAAAAAGAUAAA
This is a messenger RNA of Oxyura jamaicensis (ruddy duck), 1310 nucleotides long. It is a transcript of the gene PAAF1, whose product is annotated as proteasomal ATPase associated factor 1. Gene Ontology annotation, molecular function: protein binding. NCBI's taxonomy places the organism in Eukaryota, Metazoa, Chordata, Aves, Anseriformes, Anatidae. The transcript is spliced from 8 exons. The record is from RefSeq and is a predicted model, not a curated record. The coding region runs from base 64 to 897 and encodes 277 amino acids.